AGCGCAGGCCCGGGAACCCGGCGCUUUUGCUCAUGGGCAGGAAGCGGGAGAGUUCGCCGCCAUGGAUGUGACAGUCGUGCUGUUUAAGCCGUAAUGGGCGUUUCGAGGACAGACAGUCCAGCGGGAGGUCGGGAGGAGGUUCUGCGCGGCGGUGUUUGAGGCUGUGGCAUUGAUGUACUGUGAUGAGGCCUGGGAUAUCCAAUGUCAAAUGAUCUCUCUGUCUUGGGAGCCCCCACUUGCCCUGAUCAGCCCUGUCCUCCUGACAUCUCUAGGGACUGAAAAAAAAAUCUACCAGGCAUCUACCCUUUUGGAAGAGAGUAGAAAAUCAUGAAGUCCCAGGUUUUAGUAUCAUUCAAGGAUGUGGCUGUGGAUUUCACCCAGGAGGAGUGGCAGCAACUAGACCCUGCUCAGAGGACCCUAUACAGGGAUGUGAUGCUGGAGAACUAUAGUCACCUGGUCUCAAUGGGUUAUCCAAUUUGCAAACCAGAUGUCAUCUCCAAGUUGGAACAGGGAGAAGAUCCAUGGAUCAUACAGAGAGACAUAUCACAUUGGAUCUAUCCAGAUGAACAUCAGGCAGAUUGGAGACAAAACAGGAAGAGUAAGCUGCACAACUCCCCCUCCUGUGUUUUGGGGACUAUUUCUUUCCAUAAUAAGCUACUGAAAGGAGUCACAAAGGAUGGUUCCUUGUACUCGAUUUUAAAAGUCUCUCAAGACGAUGACCAGCUGCAGAGAUGUCAGGAAGAGCAAGAGGGACUUUACAGACAAGUCACAUGGGUUAACAGCAAAACAGUGGCUGAGGCAUCAAGCCAUAAAUAUAAUGCAUUGGGAGAAAUAUUUCAAGAGUUCAUAAAGCCAGACAUACCGAGACAAAGACUGCAUAAAUAUGAUUCACUUAAAAAGAAUUUAAAAGCAAAUAUUGACCUACCUAGUUGUAAUAAGAACAGUUCAAGAAAAAACCUUGAUGAGAGUUUUGGAUGUGGAAAAUCAGCUAGCCCCAGUGUUUCCAAUUCUAAUCUUGAGAAAAUUCAUAAUGGAGUAGUAUCCUUUGAUGGUGAUCAGCAUGGAAACGUUUUCAGCAAUAAACGAUCCCUUAUUCAAUGUCAGACUGUUGGAACCAAGGAGAAAACCUGUAUAUGUGUUACGUGUGGAAAAGCCUUUGCUAAGAAGUCACAGCUUAUUGUACAUCAAAGAAUUCAUACUGGAAAGAAACCAUAUGAUUGUGGUGCAUGUGGGAAAGCCUUCAGUGAGAAGUUUCAUCUCAUUGUACACCAGAGAACUCAUACUGGAGAGAAACCUUACAACUGUCCUGAAUGUGGAAAAGCCUUCUCUCAGAAAUCAUCUCUCAUUAUACAUCAGAGAGUUCACACUGGAGAAAAACCAUAUGAAUGCAGUGAAUGUGGGAAAGCCUUUUCCCAGAAAUCACCCCUCAUUAUACAUCAGAGAAUACAUACUGGAGAGAAACCUUAUGGAUGUAGAGAGUGUGGAAAGGCCUUCUCUCAGAAGUCUCAGCUUAUUAUACAUCAUAGAGCUCAUACUGGAGAGAAGCCAUAUGAGUGUACUGAAUGUGGGAAAGCCUUCUGUGAGAAGUCACACCUCAUUAUACAUAAAAGAAUUCACACUGGUGAGAAACCUUAUAAAUGUGCCCAGUGUGAGGAAGCCUUCAGUCGGAAGACAGAACUCAUCACACAUCAGUUAAUUCAUACUGGGGAGAAACCAUAUGAAUGUACCGAAUGCCAGAAAACAUUUUCCCGGAAGUCACAACUCAUCAUACAUCAUAGAACACACACUGGAGAGAAACCCUACAAAUGUAGUGAAUGUGGCAAAGCCUUCUGCCAGAAAUCACAUCUCAUUGGACAUCGGAGGAUUCAUACAGGAGAAAAACCUUAUGUAUGUACUGAAUGUGGGAAAGCCUUCUCUCAAAAGUCCCACCUUCCAGGACAUCAGCGAAUUCACACAGGAGAGAAGCCUUAUAUAUGUGCUGAGUGUGGAAAGGCCUUUUCCCAGAAGUCAGAUCUUGUUUUACAUCAGAGAAUUCAUACUGGGGAAAGACCCUAUCAGUGUGCUGUAUGUGGGAAAGCCUUCAUUCAGAAGUCACAACUCACUGUACACCAGAGAAUUCAUGCAGCAGGAAAGUCAUAAUGAAGUGACCACAGAAAAGCUUUCAGUGUUAGUUCAAGCCUUAAUGAUGAGCAGAAACCCGAUUCAUUUGAUAAAUUUGGAUACAGUAUCUCUACAUUAAAUUAUACAUGGAAGCUCAUGUUUCUAGUAUGGUGAUGCCUAACUUUUUCAGUACAGAUGAUAGAAAGUAAUUUUAUAAAUGAAGGACAUUUUUAACAUGACAUGUAAACCUUUUUUUAAUUUUAUUUUAUUUUGACAGGCAGAGUGGACAGUGAGAGAGACAGAGAAAAAGGUCUUCCUUUUGCCGUUGGUUCACCCUCCAAUGGCUGCCGCAGCCGGCAUGCUGUGGCCGGCGCACUGCGCUGAUCUGGUGGCAGGAGCCAGGUACUUAUCCUGGUCUCCCAUGGGGUGCAGGGCCCAAGCACCUGGGCCAUCCUCCACUGCCUUUCCUGGCCACAGCAGAGAGCUGGCCUGGAAGAGGGGCAACCGGGACAGAAUCCGGCGUCCCGACCAGGACUAGAACCUGGUGUGCCGGUGCCGCUAGGCGGAGGAUUAGCCUGUUGAGCCGCGGCGCCGGCCAUGUAAACCUUUUAAAGCAUGAGGUGAAUGAUCAGUAAAGUAUGUGUAUAGUGUAUUGUUACAUAUUCCUUACACCACAUAACAAUAAUAAGGCAUUGUGAAAUUGCUAAUAUUAGCUUUGUAUAAUUAUAGCCACAUAGGAUUCCCUAUAAAGGAUAUGUUAGAAAGAUUUAGUGAAAAGCAAAAGCAAAGCAUCAAUUCCUGAAAACUGUAUUAUGAGAAGGAUCUUGACAUACCCCUAAAACUACAUGUAAAAUUUGUAGAAAAAUGGAAAGAUGGGUUGAUCAGAUUCAGUAAAGUAUAUGAAUUUUCUCUUCUCUGGCUUAUAAAUUCAUCUGCAACUUUGGAAGAACACUGGGCCUUGAAAUUGAUGGAUUUUGAUGAAGUUUUCUCCUUUACUCUCCCCAACUAGGAACUUGAUGUGGUGGGAAGACUUUGGCACUAAAGUCAUAUGAGUCUUGAAUUUUGAUCCUGAGCCAACUAAUCACAGGUUAUAUGACUUCAGGAAAGCCCACUUCACCCAUUAGAAAGUUUUUUUCUUGUUGGUAAAUAAAAGUUCAAGAUAGAAUACAUUUUCAGUUAUUAUUAGUUCAUUUUUCUGACUUCUCUGUUUUCCUGAAAUAGAAUAGUAAGACUCAUGUUUAAAAUCUGCAUUUCUACUUCCUUUGUACACUGGAAACUGCUUUUGAUUGCCCACUUCUAUAACUGGUUUAUUUUUACUGUCUCUGACCCUGGUGGCCUUAUUCUUACUAUAUUAAAAUGCUUUUUGAAUACU
Oryctolagus cuniculus (rabbit) is the source of this 3472-nucleotide messenger RNA. RefSeq names its product zinc finger protein 300 (gene ZNF300). Gene Ontology annotation, biological process: regulation of transcription by RNA polymerase II. Gene Ontology annotation, cellular component: nucleus. Lineage: Eukaryota; Metazoa; Chordata; Mammalia; Lagomorpha; Leporidae. Gene Ontology annotation, molecular function: DNA-binding transcription factor activity, RNA polymerase II-specific. The record is from RefSeq and is a predicted model, not a curated record.